AUGAAAAUGUUAACAUUAUGUUUAAAAAUUACUACAUUUCUUCUUUUAAUUUGGACGUAUCAAUGUUUUUAUAACUGUUAUUCCUAUAAAACUUUGAUUGAUAAAAAUACAAUGCAAAUAAAAAAUGAGUUAAAAUAUAGAAGAGUAUUAACAGAGGGUGACAUAGAAGGAAAAAAGAAAACUUACGUUGAAGGAUGCCUGGAAGAAUGUCCAUUAGAUAAAAAAAAAAAAAAAAAAAAAUGGAAAAAUCCUUUUAAAAGCAAGAAUCCGUACUAUAUAUGGCAGAGAGAUACUACUCCAUAUUUGUGGGAGCAUUUUCAAAAUGAGACAAGUGAAAUGGACCCUAAAUGGAGAGACGAAAAAUGGAGUAAUGAAUGGAAGAGAAUUUCAGCUAACAAAGUUAAUGAUCUAUCUUCAAUAUUUCAUCGAAGUGAUAUUUCAAAAGAAGAAAAAGAAAGAUUAAUUUAUUCUGUUGAGAAAGAACUCUUCACACUAUUUGUGGAAUUUUUAGACAAAUGUAAGAAUGAGAUGAGAGACAAUAAAACAGAAUCCGAAUCUAAGAAAGAGAUGAUAGACAAUAGAACAGAAUUCGAACCUAAGAAAGAGACGAGAGACAAUAAAGCAGAAUCUGAAUCUGAGAAAGAGAUGAGAGACAAUAAAACAGAAUCUGAAUCUGAGAAAGAGAUGACAGACAAUAAAACAGAAUCUGAAUCUGAGAAAGAGACGAGAGACAAUAAAAUAGAAUAUGAAUCUGAGAAAGAGAUGAGAGACAAUAAAACAGAAUCUGAAUCUGAGAAAGAGAUGAGACACAAUAAAGAAGAAUGUGAAUCUGAGAAAGAGAUGACAGACAAUAAUACAAAAUCCGAAUCUGAGAAGGAGAUGAGAGACAAUAAAACAGAAUCUGAAUCUACAAAAGUGCAGGGAACAAAUAAAAUAAAAAAUUAUAAAAAAAAAAUUUCGAAAUUGAUUAUUGUUUUGAUAUUCUUAAGGAGAAUAAAAAUUAAUGGCUUAACAGAGAAUAUAGGAUUAGUCAUGCACAAGAUCUAG
Molecule: messenger RNA, 1047 nt
Organism: Plasmodium gallinaceum
Lineage: Eukaryota; Apicomplexa; Aconoidasida; Haemosporida; Plasmodiidae
Product: fam-g protein
Exons: 2
Coding region: 1-1047 (348 amino acids)
Source: RefSeq, a predicted model, not a curated record